This is a messenger RNA of Anopheles merus, 1965 nucleotides long. RefSeq lists its product as uncharacterized. Gene Ontology annotation, molecular function: zinc ion binding; nucleic acid binding. The record is from RefSeq and is a predicted model, not a curated record. NCBI's taxonomy places the organism in Eukaryota, Metazoa, Arthropoda, Insecta, Diptera, Culicidae. The coding region runs from base 331 to 1527 and encodes 398 amino acids. The transcript is spliced from 2 exons.
UAUAAACGCGUUAUACCUUGACCGCUGGAGCACCCGGUGUGCUAGAUGAACUGUCAUAGAAUAAAGCUCUCUUCUUGGCGCGACAUUGAACUGAACAGACGUAAGCCACUGACUUCUGCGUAUAAUUAUUUGUGUGCUCUUCUGGAUUGUGUUAAAAUAAAUUAAAACGGCCAAUUAACCUUCCACCAUCCGUAAAACGCUUGGUCGUUACAUCUCAGAAGUGGGAUAACCAACAAAAAAUCGCCUACAAACCGCAUGCAAGCCGCUUAACCAGCCGGUAUACGUGUGUCUGUGUACGUGUGUGCGUGUGACAUAACGCCAUUUCAUAAAAUGGUGGGCAAAGACGAACUUCACCGGGCGCUCAUCGAAGCCGGCGUCAACGUACCGAAUACCGCCACCGUCACACAACUUCGUCAACUUUACGCCUCUCUCGAGCUGGUCGCUCGUUCCCCCCGUGCGGCGCAGCCCACCACCUCGGCCAUGGCAUCGGUUUCCUCUUGCGCAAACCAUCCCGAGGCCGCCAUUUUGUAUCACCCUCAUGAAAAUGGCGGUGACGCCGUUAAUGAUGCCGCUUCGACGAACAACACCACCGACGCCAAUGCUAAUCUGCCCUCCGCCCAAGGUGUAGCCGCCGCCCUUCCCCGCGAUUCCAACGAUAUGGAGGCUCACAUCGAAGCGCUGCGAAUGCAGCUACAGUUAGCUGAAUUGCGUCAGAAAGUGCAUCAACUCGAGGCGCAGGAACCGACCACCAUUUGUGUAAAGGAUUUUGAAUCCUUCAUCGAGCCGCUUGAUGCUGAGAAAAAUUCCGAUGUCAUCCGCUGGUUCCGUGAUCUGGAACGCGUUUUCUCACUUCACCGAGUAUGCGAUGCGGACAAAUUCUUGUUCACUCUUCGGCUCCUCACAGGCACGGCAGCUAACGUCGCAAAAGAAUUUGCCGUCACCACUAACGACGAACUGAAGAUGGAGCUGAUCGACAACCUUCAUUUCGUCGCUACUCCUGAAUCUGUGUACCGCCAACUCCGCCAUCGCCGGCUGCAGCCCCAAGAAUCUGCCCUCCGCUACCUGUUUGACAUGCAGCGCAUAGCUGGCCAAGCCGACAUCCCCGAUUCGGAACUGAUCCCGAUCGUCAUCGACGGCUUGGGAAGCCCGUCAAUUACUUCAAGCCUGCAUUUCAUGCCUCUCACGAUGGAAGAUUUCCGGAAGAAGCUGAAGCUUUUCGAGUCUUGCCGUCACCUUCGUACCAUCAAGCCCCCUUCCGCCGAUGUUCGGGCCCCGAUGAACAGCCGUAUGGAACGGCCCCAACCGUCGCAGGAACCUGUCCGCUGCUUCAACUGCUCCCGAUUUGGACACCUUCAGAGUUCCUGUUCCAAGCCGAAGCGCCCACCCGGCGGAUGUUUCCGCUGUUUCCAGACUGGGCACGUCUACCGUAAUUGCCCUGAACGUCGGGCCAACGCCACUGUUGAGGGCGGUAUUCAUUCGGACGAUACUCUCAGCACAAACCAAGAGGGGACCGUAUGCCAUUCAUAAAGUGUUACCUCAUGAUAGGUACGGAGUACGUGACGUAGAAGGGUGUCAACUCUCACAACUACCCUACGAUGAAGUCCUCGAAGCGAAUAAGUUGCGACGUUGGACCGAGUCCAGUGAUUAGGAAAUUGAGGGCAAUUUAUUGUUCAGGAUAGCCGAGCUGUAACGUCUGGACUAAUAUCGCCUACUGUGCACUCAACCUGAACCCCGAUGAACCUGGAGCACCCGGUGUGCUAGAUGAACUGUCAUAGAAUAAAGCUCUCUUCUUGGCGCGACAUUGAACUGAACAGACGUAAGCCACUGACUUCUGCGUAUAAUUAUUUGUGUGCUCUUCUGAAUUGUGUUAAAAUAUAUUAAAGCGGCCAAUUAACCUUCCGCCAUCCGUAAAAUGCUUGGUCGUUACAACAGCAAAAAAAGCAUUGAAAUAGAGCAGCGCAAAUC